AUGCAACUGCACAGUGGUCUGGACCUCCCCGAAUUAACUUCCGCCUUUGCAUCCACUUCCAUGGAUACAAGCGGCAGCCUUUCUGGAUCAUCUUUCCUCCUCGUCCCGUCAACUGCAACGACCAGCAGGUCAACAUCCACCACCUCGCAAACCCAACUCGCAGCACCGCACUCCCUGCCUAACCCCACUGGCCAGCCCAUCACGACAUCAGAAACUCAAGCCUCAUCCAGAACUGCUCCUGCCAACCCACAUGGCCCUAGCAAGAUGCAACAGCUCAUUGAGGUACCAAACUUCAGCGGAGACGGCUCUGUCAACGCCGACCUCAUGAUGAGAGCAUUCAUCCGCUCAUCCAUUGGUGAGGCCGAUGAAGCAAGAAAGGAGAGGUUCGCCACCUACCUGUUUGGGGCAGCCGAGGCGUGGUACAACAUGGUGGCCAACAGAACUUGGGCAGAGAUCAAAACUGCUUUCCUCGCUGAAUACCCCGGUUCUGGCUUGGGUCCUUUGGUACCAUCCCGUCCAGCUUGGGCAGAAUUCAAUGACCUGGCGGCAAAGAUUCCCAACCUGCACGACAUGGCUGAGGAAGUCAUCUUCACGGAGGUCAAGAAUGGAGCGCAGGUAGAGGUACCAAUCUUAGCCAUCCACAAGUGGGCUCGCGACAUGUUCGCGUCCGCUGGAGCAGUUGGUAACAAAGCCGAUGAGGAGGUGAAAUGCGACGUGCUACUCCGCGCAUUGCCGCCAUCCAUCCGCAAUAUUGUCGAAACCAAGCGUGCUGGCAAGAAGCUUCUACAAAUGGUUGUUGCCAUCCUGGACAUCUCUGCCGAGCAAGUCGAAGAGAUUCAAGAGACGGCUCGACUCCGCAACAGACUAGAUCAACACGACAUGCUACUGGAGCGCCUCAACAGACAACCAAAGAUCCCCUCUGGCCUCCCUGCGCCAGCACCAAUCUUCCAGCCAAAGCUGGCAAACUCAUGCCCUUACAACGACUCAGGACCAGUCAACGGCAGUGCGCACCUGACCUUCCGAAACAAUAAAGAAGGCCGGGCGGCAUGGAGAAAGGCAGUACUAUCCUACACAGGGAAGAUCUCCGGAUACGUACCAUACCCGCUCAAGCCAGGCACUGCGCUCCCCGGGGAUAAUGUUUGCUGCAAGUGUGGCAAGGAGGGCCAUCUGCAAGGGCAAUGCCCAGCGUUGGACGCCAACAAGCUAGACAAAAAGGAGGCAAUCUUCCGCCGCAUUGUCAGCUCGCUUCUACGCGAGAAGUUGCGCAACAGCAGGAAGAAGCCUUCUACCUCUGUCUCCGUGGUUAACAUUCAGGAGCGUCCCAUCAGCAACUUCUACUCAUCGGAUGUGGAGGACGAGGAUCAGGGAAAAGAGGAUGGGACCGCCUAA
Messenger RNA from Ceraceosorus bombacis, 1389 nucleotides. Lineage: Eukaryota; Fungi; Basidiomycota; Exobasidiomycetes; Ceraceosorales; Ceraceosoraceae. The record is from the annotation of a GenBank genome assembly.